GUUGUGUGGAGGUGUGCCCCAAAAAGAUUUUUGAUUGGUCAAAAAUGGCAACUACCACUACGUUAAUUGGUUGUUUAGCGAUGCACGUCCAAGGACGAAAUUUUCCAAAGACGGCGAAAUAAGACAAACUGCAUACAAGUUUUUUUUGAACAGUGCAUUACAAUGUGGAGGCAGAAAUCUCAUCUGCUUUGGCGUCAUGUCAGCAGUCCUGGUAUCUAUGGCAACCAGUGUGUUAGAUGCCUGGCUAAUUAUGAUAAGCCGACAAUAGCAAUACGCAGAGAGACUGUAAACGUCUGGGAGAGACGAGCACCGCUUGCUCCAAGACAUGUCGAGAAAUUAGUCAAGAAGGGAGUAAGAGUGAUAGUUCAACCAUCCAACAGAAGAGCAUACAAUAUGCAGGAGUAUGUUGAGAAAGGGGCAAUAAUCCAGGAAGAUCUUAGUGAGGCCUCUGUAGUGAUUGGUGUGAAACAAGUGCCAAUAGAUCUGCUCAUGCCAGAUAAAACAUUCUGCUUCUUUUCGCACACAAUCAAGGCUCAGAAAGACAACAUGCCUUUACUAGAUGCCAUUCUUGAAAAGAAUGUUCGAUUGAUAGACUAUGAAAAGAUGGCGGAUGAGGCAGGUCAACGUGUUGUAGCAUUUGGGAAAUACGCUGGAGUAGUCGGCAUGAUAAAUAUUCUGCACGGGAUGGGUCUCCGACUUCUUGCUCUUGGGCACCAUACACCAUUUAUGCACAUUGGACCAAGCCACAACUAUCGCAAUAGUGAAGCUGCAAGACAAGCAGUGAGGGAUGCUGGGUAUGAGAUUGCGCUUGGAAGAACGCCACGAUCUAUUGGACCCUUGACAUUUAUAUUCACAGGGUCUGGCAACGUCUCUAGGGGAGCUCAAGAAGUGUUUCAAGAGUUGCCACAUGAAUAUAUAGAACCUGACCAUCUUGCAAAAGUUGCCAAAAAAGGGUCAAUGAGAAAAGUGUAUGGAUGUGUGGUCAGUCGUGAUGACCAUUAUACGAGGCUGGAAGGGGGAAAAUUUGAUGCUGCCGAGUUCGAGGAACAUCCUGAAAGAUAUGCAUCUACUUUCAGUCACAAGAUUGCACCUUACUCAUCAUGUAUCAUAAACGGCAUAUACUGGGCUCCAAAUUCACCCCGACUGCUCACCAUUCCUGAUGCCAAAACCCUUCUGCGGGCUCAAGAGUUUCCAUGGAUACCAUCCAGUGAGGGCUGCCCCCAGUUACCACAUCGUUUGAUCGCAUUGUGCGAUAUCUCAGCGGAUCCUGGAGGCUCAAUAGAAUUUAUGAAGGAGUGCACAACUAUUGAUAAGCCUUUUUGUCUGUAUGAUGCUGAGCUGAACGUGGAGAGGGAAAGCAAAAGUAUGCGCAGUAGUUUCAAAGGAGAUGGUGUGCUGAUAUGUUCCAUAGAUAACAUGCCUGCUCAAAUGCCGAGGGAAGCAACAGAAUACUUUGGAAGUCUUUUACUUCCCUAUAUCUCAGAAAUUCUGAAGUCAGAUGCAACCAGUUCCUUUGAAGACUAUAAUGCUAACCCAACGGUCAAAAAUGCUGUGAUUGCUUCCAAUGGAAAGUUGACGCCCAAUUUUGAAUAUAUUGCAGCCUUAAGGAAGAAAAGCUUGUCAUCAAAGAAAAGCAAGGUUGUCCCAGGACAGAAGAAGGUCCUUAUCCUUGGAGCAGGGUAUGUCGCCGGGCCAGCAGUGGAGUAUCUCAGCAGGGACAGUAAUGUAAAGGUUACUGUUGUUUCCCAGUUGAAAGAGGAGCUAGAGAGAAUUGAGUCACGAUGUCCAGAUGUUGAAUAUCAGAUGUUCGAUGUGACACGUCAUCCAGAGGAAGUUGACAAACUGGUACCAGAAUAUGAUGUUGUUGUCAGUCUGUUGCCAUACACAAUGCAUCCAGAAGUUGCCAAGUCAUGUAUUAAACAUGGCAAAAAUAUGGUCACUGCAAGUUACGUAACACCAGCAAUGAAGGAAUUACAUCAAGCUGCUGUGGAUGCCAAUGUGACUAUAGUGAAUGAGGUGGGGGUUGAUCCAGGCAUUGAUCACAUGUUGGCAAUGGAAUGUUUUGAUGAAGUAAAGCAUGCUGGGGGAAAGAUCACAUCCUACGUGUCACACUGUGGUGGAUUGCCAGCACCUGAGGAUUCAGCCACGCCAUUGAGAUACAAAUUCAGCUGGUUCCCAAGAGGUGUAUUGAUGAAUUGUUUGAAUGGUGCCAAGUUUUUACAGAAUGGCAAGGUUGUAGAGAUAGCAGGAAAUGGUGGUCUGUUGGAUGCUGUAGAAGAGUUGACCUUCAUGCCAGGGUUCAACAUUGAGGGCUUCCCUAACAGGGACUCAACAAAGUACACUUCAGAGUAUGGUAUAGAUAAUGCUCAUACUUGUAUAAGGGGAACCAUCAGAUACAAGGGAUUCUCAAAUGUUGCAAAGGGAUUGUUGAAGCUUGGACUACUCAGUGAUGAACCACAAGCCAUUCUACAUCCAAAUGGACCAGAAAAGACAUGGAGAGAGUAUUUCUGCCAGAAGUAUGGCAAACAAUCAGACAUGUUGGUAGAUUCUCUGAAAGAUCUGCUGUAUGAGGAUAUGGGACAAGACAGUGAAAGACUGGAGGCCAUUGUCAGAAUGGGAUUGCUGGACGAUGAUCUAAUAGACAAGAGGGGCUCACCAAUUGACACGCUGUCAAACUAUCUCUCUAAAAGACUUUCCUUUGGUACUGGAGAGAGAGACAUGAUUCUCAUGCAUCAUGAUAUUGGUGUACAGUGGCUGGAUGGUUCUAGCGAGAGAAGGCAUGUCAGUCUGGUAGUUUAUGGAGAAGAGAACGGAUACUCUGCUAUGGCUAAAACAGUGGGCCUUCCAACUGGUAUUGCAACAAAAAUGGUCCUUGAAGGUGAAAUACAAAGAAAAGGCAUGGUCAUUCCUCUUAACAUGGAUAUAUACAAUCCUAUCUUGAAUCGUCUUAAAGUGGAGGGGAUCAGAGCAAGAGAAGUUAUUGAACAGUAUUGAGGAGAGAGGGGGCAGCUUUUAAUGUCCCACCAUUAUACUGCAUGUUGGGGAACAUCUCAAACUUGUCAUAGACCUUGACCUUAUGUCCUAGAUUAUGACUUGACAGAUUUUAUCAUAGAGCUUGUACAAGGACAUGUUGUGAUUGUGGUGGACUAGUCUAGAAUAUAAUAUGUGUGUUAUUUGUUUAUGAAUAUUCUGUUAAUAAUCCAAUUAUCGCCCAAGCUUUUAUUAGAGUCAGGGUCAGACAUUUAGGAUGAGUGGUCGUAAGAGACAGUCUUUUACAGGUCUCUCACAAAACUGUAUGGGUAGAAAGAUUGAGAUGAAAGCUGGUGUAACUUGGCAACAGCACUCAUCUUAAAUGUGUGUAUAUGUGUCUGUGAUAUGAGAAGCAAGAAAUACUGUCUUGCUAUCAAAUAUAUGAAGUAAAGAAUGGAGAAAACAAAGUCUGUUGGUAUGUUAAGAAAUAAGAAAAAAAGUCUUCUUAAUGUAAGCUAGGUUUUACUUCAGCUCAUGAGGGGAGCAUUUAAAACAUCUUAUUGACGUCCAUUUUUCAUGUUUAAAAAAUUUUGAUUUAUGCUAAUUAGAGCAUGGGCAGUAAUUAGAGCAUGGGCAGUAAUUAGAAUAUUAACAAUACUCAGCUGUGGUAGUUCCAUGUCUUUCAGUAAAAGCUUAAGGAGGAAUACAGUGUGUAUAAAUUUAUAAUUUCAUGGUAUGAAUGUGAUCAAGAAGUAUCACUUCAUAAUUGAUUGUAUUACCUUCAUAUGUGAUUGAUUACUCCACCUCUAUUUUACACUUCCAGUUUGUUAAUUAUAAACCAGGGUACUUAUAUAAUGUAUUCUCAAAAGGAUUUUUCAAUUUUUCAAUAAUAUAUUAAAUAUAUAUAUAUCUGUUUGUUAUGAUUUUAGAGACACUUUAAGAAAGAUGGAUUUGUUUAAUUAGGUUGCGGACAGGUAACGACAUUUAAACAAAUUACAUAUUCUCUGCAUGCUAUAAUUUAUCGGCAUUCUCUAACUUUUAUGGAAAUCCAUUUGAGCUACAUUUACGUUGGAAGAAUGCCUAACAAGAAUAUGUAACCAUACUAAAAUUGCCAGAAGUCAUUCUAAAUAUCAAAUUGACAGUAUAAUUUCCAUUUUUUAAAAAGAAGGAUUUAGCAUUGAUAACAAUAAAGAUUCUGAAGCAUGCUUGUAGUAGCAGCAUACAAGGUUUGACGAUCCAAAGUUGGUGACUUGGUGUACUAAGAAUAAUAUGCUGUUUUAUUACAUGUUUUUCAGUGAUUUAUUGAAAUGUUACAGUGAAAUAUAUCUGGUAUUUUGUAAUAUUUUGUUCACUGGUAAGAAACUAUAAAAUGGGAAAAUUUAGUCAAAACAUGAAUAUAAAAGAAACUUGGUUUGUUUUACAUGUAAUAUCAAUAGAUCUUUCACUCAUGAACACCAUGUCUUACAUUUUCCCUAUGCCACUCGUAAAAAAAUAUUGCAUCUAGUGUUCACUGUUGACAGAUAUAUCAUUUUAAUAUGACUAGCAAUGCUUAAAUCGUUACAACGAUAUUAUGUCGACGUCAGGUCAUGGUGAUAUUUGGCUUCAUGUGCUCCAUGCAUUGACAAAUAGCGCUUUCAAAUUUGAUCAAAUAUUUUACUUAAAACAUAAAUAUGAAAUAUUUGUUAAUUGAUAUAUUUUGUUAGUGUUUGAUUUUUAAAAAAUCACAUAAUGUUUAAAUCAGCUAAAAUGAUCUUUCUUAGCCUGUGAUAGUUAAAACUAAGUAACAAUUAGCAUACAAUUUGUUGCAAGUUAGAAUUGUUUAUUUUCCAUUCUAUGCAUGGAAAGCUGUUGGUUUUUUUUUUUUUUGAAACUUUUUGUCUGUGUUAAAAAUAUAAGUUUUAUCAUAACAUGACAUUGUUUUCAAAGGGAGAUAACUCUGAUUAACCACCUUUAAGUUAAAAAUUUAUGACUGUUUAAUGCUCGCUAUUUAAAAUUCUAUUGUCUUCAAAGAUUUUUUUUUGAAGACUUUUUAUUCUCUUAUAUAUACACCAAAGAAUCUCAAGUUACUUUUCUUUGAGUUGGCUUUAUAUACCAUACUGUACUGUGAAAUCAUUAAUAUUUGUAGAGCACUGAUUUUUAUGGAUUAAGUGGUGUUGCUUCAGUCCAUGAAAUAAAAAAAAUAAACGACCACACCUUUUGUUAUCAGUUUAAAUUGAGAAUCUCAUGUCAUUUUGUAUCUUCAACAACCGCAAAGUGGGCAUGUUUUUGUAGGUGUCAACAAACUUCAUUGGUCAAAAAUUGUGCUGAAGUCACAUGACUUAGCAAUCAUGUGCUUCACAAAAAUUUGGUAUCUUCGGCGAUUCUUGCCUAAUAAUUGGUUUUGGAAGAAUAAUGGCCACUGAAAGGGGUCAAAUAUGAUGGUCGGGAGGCAGUUCCAGUGGCCGCUGACCGCAGAUGGGAGGUAACUGCUGAAUAUAGUGAUGAAAUAGAGGGAAAUCCGUCGGGGGGGGUGGGGGCGUCAUAAAAUGACCGCUGAACGGAGGUGACCGCUGAUCGAAGGUGAACGUUAGUACAGGUUAGAGUGUAAUAUAUAAUAUGAUCUUCAAAUAAUCCAAGUCCACGAAUUUGAAUCCUGAUGGAAUGAUUGUUUAGGCCAAAACCACUCAAUUUCAUGCCCACAAAAUUAAUUGAUUUCCCAGUAGUCGUGAUUUUCCCAUUGUGAUAAGACUUACGUGACAGUAUUUGGUUGUUUAUAUAUUUACAGUUUAUAUUGGUUCAAGUGUGUGGUUGUUGUUAACUUUGAACUGAAAGUAUGAUUUCACAGAUUUUAAGAAAUCUUUUGUAAGAGCUCCAACAAGAGAUUUACUUGAAAAUUAUAGCCUUGUCGAUGAUACUAAACCUGUACAAAGAAAUCCAGGUACAGGGUAUACAUAUAUAUUGAAUCUUUUGAUCAAGUCCUUAUGAUUUUUAGCUCGACUAUUCAAAGAAUAGGGGAGCUAUCCUACUCGCCCCGGCGUCGACGUGAGCGUCACACAAAAUGUUAAAUCGGUGUGAAAAUAAGAGAAAAAUGUUGGUAAGCUUAGGUAUUAUUCUGAAUACUAUGAAAACUCCUCGUCUAGUCCCUCUGUCGUUCCUAAAGACGUUAUAAUUAGUGGGAAAUAUUUCAGAAUGCAAGUUUGUGUACCACCCCAAAUAUUUUCAAAGUCCAUUGAGAUAUUGCUUUCAUAUUUUGCAUACUUGUUUACCAUCAUGACCCCAGUCUGUAAAAAGGAGGAGGCAACUCUAUCAAGCAUAUUGACUGAAUUAUGGCCCCUUUUCGACUUAGAAUAUGCUUAUUUUAAUGUUACAAGUUUUACUUUUUUGAGAAUAGUCGAGCGCACUGUCCACUGACAGCUCUUGUUCUAUGUGUCUAUUACCUAAUUUUGGGAUUUCUGUAGUUCAUAAUGCUUCACAAAGGUAUACAGUUAAAAUUAUCUUGGGGCAGCCACAAAACCGGACUGGUAGUCAGCAUACUAGUAUGCUUCAAUUUGAUAGGAAGUCUUCAAAUCAGGAGGUCUCAGUUCACAAGUGGCCUGUGUUCAUGGUUGGUAUAUGUUCACAGGCAAUCUGUAUUUAUGGGAAGUCUGUGUUCACAGGUGGUCUCUGUUCACAGGCUGUCUGUACUCAAAGGAAGUCUGUGUUCACUGGUGGUCUCUGUUCACAGUUGAUCUGUGUUCACAGGUGGUCUCUGUUCAAAGGUAAUCUGUAUUCAAAGGUAAUCUGUAUUCAAAGGUGGUCUCUGUUCAUUGGUGUUCUUUGUUCACAGGCAGUCUGUAUUCAAGGGCAGUCUGUUCACAGGUGGUCUCUGUUCAUGGGGGUGGGGGGUCUCGUUCACAGGUAGUACAUGAUCGUAAGCAGUCUUAAGCUCAUGUUUAAUUGUAACUUUUUCCUCAUCAAUCUGACGUAUGGUGAAAAUCAAAAAGCAUGUGAAUAUGAGUGAAAUUACACACAUGUAUAAACCUUUUUAGCUCACCUGAGCCAAAGGCUCAUGGUGAGCUUCUGUGACCGUUCAAUGUCCAUCGUCAGUCGUGUCCAUCAACAUUUUCUGAAAAAAUCUUCUUCUUGAAAACCACUGGGCAGAAUUACACCAAACUUCACAGGAAUGAUCCUUGGGUGGUCCCCUUUCAAAAUUGUUCAAAGAAUUUAAUUCUAUGCAGAACUCUGGUUGCCAUGGCAACGGAAAGGAGAAACUUUAAAAAUCUUGUCUAGAACCACAUGGCAUAUAACCUUGAUAUUUGGCGUGUGACAUCAUCUAAUAGUCUUCUACCAAAAUUGUUCAAAUUAUGCCCCUGGGAUAAAAAGAGGCCCCUCCCCGGGGGUCCCAAGUUUUACAUAGACUUAUAUAGGAAAAAACUUUAAAAAUCUUCUUGUCUAAAACCACAAGACCUAGGCCUUUGAUAUUUGGUAUGUAGAAUUGCCUUGUGGUCCUCUUUCAAAAUUGUUCAAAUUAUUACCCUGGGGUGAAAAGAGGCCCCGCCCCGGGGGGUCUCAAGUUUUACACAGACUUAUAUAGGAAAAAAUUUAAAAAUCUUGUCUGAAACUGCAAAACCUAGGCCUUUGAUAUUUUGUAUGUAGCAUUGCCUUGUGGUCCUCUAUGAAGAUUGUUCAAAUUUUGCCCCUGGGGUCCCAAGUUUUACAGACUUAUAUAGGAAAAAAUAAAAAUCUUCUUGUCUGAAAGUUCAAGGCCUAGGCCUUUGAUAUUUUGUAUGUAGCAUUGCCUAUUGGACCUGUAACAAGAUUGUUCAAAUUACGCCCCUAGGGUGAAAAGAGGCCCCGCCCUGGAGGUCACUUGUUAUAUGAGUUAUAUUGGAAAAAAUACUUCAAAAAUUAUCAGAUCAUAUUUCCAAGACUGUUUAAUUAUAUUUACCUGAUGUACCUAAGUAAUUAUGGGUCAUCUUACUGUGACCUUGACCUACUGACCUACUUUCUUGUUUUUUAAGAUACAGCCUUGAAAUUUGGAUGUCAUGUACAGUUUUGCAUACCGAUCUUAAAAACUGACUUUCAGUGACCAUGAAUGUGACAUAAUGACCUACUUUCUUUAUAUUUUAGCAUCAGUUUGCCAUUUGAAACAUGUGGCUCAUAUUACUCAGGUGAGCGAUUCAGGGUCAUCAUGACCCUCUUGUUUGUUUUGAUCAUUUUAUUGUUGAAAUAUACAUUUUGUAUAUUUAUGUUUACACCAUGGCAACAUAUCUGUAUUUUUUCAUAUUGCUGUUUGUUUAACUAGCAAUUAACUAACAGUAUUUUUCUUACAUUUUACUUAACAUUUCAUGAUAAAUAUGUAUCUUGUUUGCAGUGAAUUUGCUUUUUCACGUGUGACAUCUUUGCAAGAUGUAUGUAAUCUACUGUAGAUUUGAUAUCCUUUGCAAAUGAUUUAUUUUUGCUUACAUUCACUUCCAGCACUAUCAUUCUGAUAUCCAUGGCAACAGAAAACAAAUGGCAGAUUAGUUUCAUUUCAAAUUAUACAUUCAGUUUUCUCUUUAUAUUCAGUGUUAAAAAGAAAGGUCAUUUUUCAGCCAGAGAAUUGGUACUGUAAUGAAUUAUUUUUGAAAUGCCACUGACAAAACUUAUAGUUGUUUCAUCUGGAACUGUAUAUUUAAAAUGACCUUUGAUCAACCUUUGUUUGAAAAUCUUUUUUACUUUUAGUCUAAUAUGAUCCAGUUCCAUUCAUUAUAAAAAGAACUAGAGAUGCUUUUGAGAAAAGCACGUCUCCCACAACUGCCCCUAUGAAAAAUGUCUAGUUUCUCUGUAUGGUCUAGAUGAGUGGAUCCAAUUAGAUGGUCUGGAUGAGUGGAUCCUAUCAGUAAUUCAAGGGCCAUAAUUCAAAAGUGCCUGGGCGGAUUUGGCUAGUUAUUGAACUUGGCCGAGGUCUUAUGGUCAAACACAUUUUGUUCAAGUUUGGUGAAGAUCGGAUGAGAAAUGUUCAACUUAAAAAGUGCGGACAAGCUUUGUGACAGACACACAGACUGGAGUAAAUCAAUACGUCUCCCACACCACUGUGUGGUGGGAGACAUAAUAAUCUCUGUGCCUCAUUGACUGUCUAGAAAUCAUCACAUGCAGUGAAAUGCAAAUAAAUGAUUCUGUGUAAUGGGUUUUUACUAUCAAAGUGUACAGCAGGAGGACGGCAGAUUAUGUAGAAUCUACAGUGACUUUGGAGAGAAUCAGUACUUUCUGUUUUCACAGUAUUCUUACUCCGGUAGAUUUGUAAUAAUAAUUGAAAAUGUAUGUCUGUUUUGAAAGUUUAUCUUGUUGCUUUAAAACUUGCUAUUAUGUACUUCUAUCCUCUAUCAAACUUUUGUCAAUAAUGCGUUUAAUACAUCAUUCAAUAUUGAAUAUAGAUGAAAAACUGUCUUAACAAAAGCCUUUUAAGAUUAUCUUCUGCUGAAUCUCCUGUAUUGUACAUUGUAAUGCAGCCUUUUAUUACUCACGACAUGUGAUCUCUGGUGAUGCAACAAAUAUCAGUAGGAAUUUAUAUGUCAAAUACUUUGAGGUAAUCGAGAUUAUUUUAUUCAAAUGUUUCUAAUUUACAUUGAUCAUAUAAGAAAAUUCUCAAUAAACCUGUUUUUCCCCCAAUGGCCUUGUAACAGAUCCUUUUUCUGUUGUAUUAUGCCGCCUAAGUUUUGUGAUAUAUUCACGAGUUUGUGAUACAUGCAAAGGUGCUGAUAACUGUCCUAAUUAAAUCUGUGUAGUUACAAAAAGUUGCCAAUAUUUUCCUAAUCAAAUCCAUGUUACAACUAAAGAAUCAUUUGGUUUUUGGUCUUGUUUCUCAGCAUUUGUUUUUCACAAAACAUGCACUUGCCAUUGUAACACGAGCAAAUUGCAUUUCGUUUUUAGUUACAUGAUAUAUACAAGAAUUUCACUUGAACUUAUAGCGGGAUCUUUGUGAUCUUAAGUCCAACUGAACAGUAGUGCUAGCCAUGCUAAAAUGCAUGGUUCAGACUAUAGUUACAGAUAGAGAGGUACCAGUAAUAUGUACAGCAGAUUUGAUUUUGUUUUUGCCUCGAUGAAUUACAUCACAGACAAUACUGUACUGUAACAAACCUUUCUUUGUUGUACUUCGAAAAUUUGAAACUCGUUAAAUUUUAAUUAUUAAUCAAAGAGGCAUAGAGCCAAAUCAUUUUUAGCUCACAUGUCACAAAGUGACAAGGUGAGCUUUUGUGAUCGCACAGCAUCCUUUGUGCGUGCGUGCGUGCAUGCAUCCAUAAACUUUUGCUUGUGACCACUCUAGAGGUCACAUUUUUCAAGGGAUCUUUAUGAAAGUUGGUCAAAAUGUUCAUCUUGAUGAUAUCUAGGUCAGGUUCGAAACUGGGGCACGUGCGGUCCAAAACUAGGUCAGUAGGUCUAAAAAUAGAAAAAACUUGUGACCUCUCUAUAGGCCAUACUUCUCAAUGGAUCUUCAUGAAAAUUGGUCAAAAUGUUCACUUUGAUGAUAUCUAGGUCAAGUUCGAAACUGGGUCACGUGCCUUCAAAAACUAGAUCAGUAGGUCAGAUAAUAAAAAAACCUUGUGACCUCUCUAGAGGCCAUAUUUUUCAUGGGAUCUGUAUGAAAGUUGGUCUGAAUGUUCAUCUUGAUGAUAUCUAGGUCAAGUUCAAAACUGGGUCAACUGCGGUCAAAAACUAGGUCAGUAGGUCUAAAAAAAGAAAAACCUUGUGACCUCUCUAGAGGCCAUACUUUUGAAUGGAUCUUCAUGGAAAUUGGUCAGAAUGUUCACCUUGAUGAUAUCUAGGUCAAGUUCGAAACUGGGUCACAUGCCUUCAAAACUAGGUCAGUAGGUCAAAUAAUAAAAAGACCUUGUGACCUCUCUAGAGGCCAUAUUUUUCAGGGAUCUGUAUGAAAGUUGGUCUGAGUAUUCAUUUUGAUGAUAUCUAGGUCAAGUUCGAAACUGGGUCAACUGCGUUAAAAAACUAGGUCAGUAGGUCUAAAUAUUGAAAAACCUUUUGACCUAUCUAGAGGCCAUAUUUUUCAAUGGAUCUUCAUGAAAAUUGAUCUGAAUGUUCACCUUGAUGAUAUCUAGGUAAGAUUAGAAACUGGGUCAUGUGCGGUCAAAAACUAGGUCAGUAGGUAUAAAAAUAGAAAAACCUUGUGACCUCUCUAGAUAUCAUAUUUUUCAUGAGAUCUUCAUGAACAUUGGUGAGAAUGUUCACCUUGAUGAUAUCUGGGUCACGUGCCUUCAAAAACUAGGUCAUUAGGUCAAAUAAUAGAAAAACCUUGUGACCUCUAGAGGCCAUAUUUUUCAGUGGAUCUUCACGAAAAUUAGUCAGAAUUUUUAUCUUGAUGAUAUCUAGGUCAAGUUCAAAACUGGGUCACAUGAGCUCAAGAACUAGGUCACUAUGUCAAAUAAUAGAAAAAAAGACGUCAUACUCAGUUCAAAACUGGGUCAUGUGGGGACAGGUGAGCGAUUCAGGACCAUCAUGGUCCUCUUGUUUAUUUUAUUUAGACAGAUUAUAUUCUGGAGAAAAAACAAGUGAAGUAAGAAUAUACAUGUUUAUUUCAUUAUGUUGUUAUCACUGUUAACAUAUCACACAGUAAAUUUCUUGAACAAACUUUACACUUUUGCUUGUCAAUCAUAAAUAAAUAUUACAUGGAAUGUA
Molecule: messenger RNA, 11598 nt
Organism: Mercenaria mercenaria
Lineage: Eukaryota; Metazoa; Mollusca; Bivalvia; Venerida; Veneridae
Product: alpha-aminoadipic semialdehyde synthase, mitochondrial-like
Exons: 23
Coding region: 163-2994 (943 amino acids)
Cellular component (GO): cytoplasm
Molecular function (GO): saccharopine dehydrogenase activity
Source: RefSeq, a predicted model, not a curated record